Messenger RNA from Oncorhynchus keta (chum salmon), 6293 nucleotides. Its product is annotated as ELMO domain-containing protein 3-like. Lineage: Eukaryota; Metazoa; Chordata; Actinopteri; Salmoniformes; Salmonidae. Bases 616 to 1842 code for a protein of 408 amino acids. The transcript is spliced from 14 exons. The record is from RefSeq and is a predicted model, not a curated record.
AGCACAGGCAGUUUAGGCAGGGCAGGAAACCACAAUUCCCAGAAUGCACUUGAAGUUAACUGUGGAAAGGGGGAAGGGAAACUGAGAUUGGAGGGAGUGAUACUGAGGCUGUGAGUGGGUCUUCGGUAUCACGUUACCAUUUGAUAUCCAUGACAACCAGUUUGACAUAGCAUGGCAUGAGUGCCCCCUAUUGGUUAGAUCCUGUCAAUGAGAAGGCCCACUCCAACUCUGCAAUACUUCAAGACUUGCCCCACAAGGGUUUGAACAUUGUUACAUCGUGAAUGUGAGGUGCCAACAUUGAGUGUCAAAGCAAUGAAGCGGCUGGGAAAGAAAGAGGCCAUACCAGACCAGCAGUGUCCAUACCCAGCCCUGCAGCCCCUCUAAUGGGGCAGGAUGCACAACAAUUGAAUUCAAUGAGAUCAACCUGUUGACUCUAGUCUGGACCAAGAGAGAGGAAGGAAGGAGAAGUUUGAAACGCAGUAGUUGUGGAAAGGGACACAACAGACAACAUGAGGGUCUUCCCAAUAGCACUUUUGACCGCCUUAGUCUGAGAAAUUAGGCUUUAAAGAACAGGGUUUACCCACUCACACAUACAUAGGCUCACACACUCAUGCCAUGGAAGAGGACAGCGGUGUCACAUCACACACGGAGGGUCUGAAUGGUGUGUCCCAUGAAUGUAAAGAGACAGAGGAGCUAACCAAUGGCCACUCUAACCACAAACCUGUGAUUAAUGGACUGACGCCAGGUCAUAGUGUCAAAGAGCACGCCAAUGGCAGUUCACUGCUCAAGUCUCUGCCAAUUUCAGCUCUGAAGCAGAAUGGCCUUCUGCAGUCUCUGGCUACAGGAGGAGAACAGCCCAAGACUGAAGAGGAGAGUGCGGAGGUGGAGCAGGCUCGAGAGGAGUGGGAGGCUCUAGAGAGUAUCCAACCAGUGGUCAGUGAGGAGUCCAGUCUUACUCCUCUCAUCUCCUUUAAUGAGGCGUUGCAGCACUUCCAGACUACAGACCUUGGCGAGGUGCUGAAGAACAUCCAGCCCACCAUCCGUAGGACGGGUCUGGCCGCUAUCACACACUUCCUGUUCGGCCCGCCGCGACUUCACAGAGAACUACUGGAGGAGAGGGACCUGGUCUUUGCCAUCGCACAGUGUUCUUUGGAUAACAGUCAGGCUGUACACAUGCGUGUUCUACAGACCAUCUAUAAGAGGCUGACAGGCAGCAAGCAGGACUGUCCUCGGUUCGGCACCCACUGGGAGAAUGUGGGCUUUCAAGGUACGGACCCAGCCACAGACCUGCGUGGUACAGGUUUCCUGGGGCUGAUGCACACCCUGUACCUGGUGAUGGACCCUGAGACUCUGCCUCUAGCCAGAGACAUCUACAAGCUGUCCCAACAUCCCACCCAGAACUUUCCGUUCUGUGUGAUGUCCAUCAACAUGACCCGUAUUGCCCUGCAUGCACUCAGAGAAGAGGCCCUCUCCAAGGAGUGUAACCGUCGACAGCAGGUAGUGGGGGUGUUGAACGAGUUCUAUGUUGCCACGUUCCUGCACCUCUACCAGCUUUGGAAGAGCCAGCAGAAGACUAUCUCUGACUCUGGCUUCGUCCUCAAAGAAGUGGAGCUGUUUGCCAAAAAGAACCCCAAGCAGAUGCUGCGUCGGCUUGACGUCUUCCUGAGGGAGAGAAGGUUGGGCGGCGCCCCCCGGGCCUCCCCAGACCCCACGGCCCAGCAACCCUCACCCUGCCUGGGGGAGAGAGGUGCCAGGUCUGAGGGAACCAGAGGCAAGGAGAUGCACUUCACUGGAGUGUGUGAGCUGACCCCAGACAUGGAGGGAGAGGCCAGGCUCAUCUGAGACAUAGGGAGAGAUUGAGAGUGAGACUGUGAGCACAGCUACACUAGUCUUAGCUGGAAAGAGAGAGUGUGUGUCUGUUUGUGUGUGUGUGAGACAGAAAGAGAAUGAGGACCCCACCAAGCGCUGACCCCACUAAUUUGUGGUACAUACCCAUUGAUGCUGUAAAGCUGCUCUCAGAUAAUUUUGUAUGGGAUCCCUUUUCUCCCAACAGAAGUACAUGAUGGUGUGGCAUUCAGAUAACACUAAAUCACAGACAUGGGACUGAUGGAUGAAUAGAAGAUGUCAUUAAAGAGGACGAGAGAGUGAAUUAAAUAUUAGCGUUUUCUCUGGGUCUAGUGCAGGGACAGGCAUUUUUACGGUACUAGGACGCACCUGAUUCUUCUUCUAAUCAUCCAAUCAUAGUCUUUAAUCAAGGCGUCGAUAAGUUGAAUCAGGUGUGUUUCAGCUUGGCUGGAGCCAAAGCCUGCAGAGUAACAAUGCCCACCCUUGGUUUAUUGAAUAGCUGCCAAGCCCCAGGGCACCGAUCUGUCUAUACGGCCCUAGUAGAGUUCUGGAAAGCCAUAGUGUGUAUGUCUGUUUUCUACUGUCAGCAGAACCAAGCCUGGGUGUGUUUGUGUGUGCGUGCUGGGUAUGAAGGUAAAGGUCUGUGUUGGCUAUAGGGAGUUGGAACAGUGAGCAAUGUGUUUGUGUGUGUAGUUGGGCUUAUGUGUGUGGUGGGUCUGUGGGCUCCGAUGGUUCUUGUCUCCAUCUCCCAGUGCAGGUUGAAUAGGCCCAGAGCCCCCCCUAUUGUAUGGGGGAUAUAUUUUUUAAUAAUUUAAAAACUAUUUUAGUCCUUUCCAAAGGGAUAGCUGUUCAUGACAAUAGAUGAGAUUAUACUGUAUAUGAAAUGAUAUUAUAUGGAUAGGGUACUUGAUGGUAUUUAUAAAAGCGAGAGGAACUUAUUAUGCUAAGAAACUCAGGAUGAGGGUUAGAAUUGUUAAGCCCAGUUCAAAUACAUAAUGAGACGAGACGCGACGCAACUGUCUUUAUUAGGUGAACUCAGCAAAAUGACAUUGCCACGUGCGGCAACGACUUCAAGACUUCGCUCUCACCAUCUGCGCAUGCGCACAGGUUCGCUUCAGGCUGUUGGCGUGUGGCUGCCACAGGACCAAAAACAACGGAGAAAUUGAGCCUCAUUGCGUCAAGUUGUUGCGGAAAUUUACCCACUGUGCUGUUUGUGCUGUUUACUUUCUGCGUGUUAGUCAUACCGCCGAGUCUACCUUUUAAGGAGUUGUAGAACUAAGUUUGUUUGAUAUGAACGGUGUCGCCUUAACGUUUCAGGUCGUCGGCUGCAGCUUCCCAAGACUCUACAAUUCAAAGCUUUUCGCUAAAGUCUUGCGACGAGCCUGAUCCAUUUAGCCAAUCAGAGAAAUACAUGCGCUAACGUUCUGUUUUCAGCCAAGCAGACAAUUAGCUAGCUGCUAGCUAUGUUGCUGCACAUAGCUAGCCUAACUUGCUGAUAAUAUUAUUUAUCUGACAAGUCAUAAAGUGUACCCUGUUUCUGGUGCAUGUAUUUCAGGACACUCGUUUGCUACAAGUGGCAAGUUCGUUUCAAAGUUUAAUCACGUCAUUAUAAAGUGGCAGUGUUACUGUGGAAAAGGUCUCAACUGCGCUUCUCGUCUUGAUCUGAUUGCCCCUUUAGUCAGUUGUACAACGUUCUAAAAUGAGCUACUUGAUAUCUCGUCUCAUGUCGGCUGUUGUAUCUGAACUGGGAUUUAGCCUUCGUCUCAAAUAUAAUGUUUAGGUAGUCCCUGUAUAAUGUUCUACUUUUGAUCAUAUGCCCUGUGUUUCUCUGGUCAAAAGUAGUGAAAUACAUAAUAAAAAUGGUUUCAUUUGAGAUUAGCAUUUAGACAGGUCAGUCAAGCCAACAGCUGACUAGCCAUGGAGUAGCAGAGUGUUUAGUCAGGCUAGUGAUUGGUUUAGUCAGACUAGUGAUUGAAGUCUGCUGGAAACUUUCUACAUGCAUUCCGUUAUAGAGCAUCCAACUGGAGUUGUUUGACUAGGGCAAUCGUCUGGGUUAUCUGACUAAAUGGAUAGUGCACACAAAUGACACAUUUAGCUAAUCUCAUGGAUAUCUAGAAUGAGCUAAAGGUUAGGGUGACCAUAGACAACAUGGUAUUGUUAUGAUGAGGAACAUUUGUGAUUUGGGAGAAUUUACUCAUUUUAAAUGAUAAGAUGAUAGCGAUGAUAACAGUGAAGGGUGUCUAAGAAGGUGUACCGUAUGCAAUCCCAAUUCUGUCAUGGAUAAUCAGUAAUAAUAGUGUUGUAUGAUGAGGGAAAUCCUUCCUUAUUUCAGGGUGUGUGUGUGUUUGUGGGGAAUGGUAUAGUAUGGCAGGGGAGCAUAGCUCUGCAGUCUCAAUCAGUAGCAUGUUCAGGUAGCACUAGUACUGUAGCAUCAGAUAGCAUCCUUGUUGUUUUAUCUUCCUUAGAAUUUGUUGCUCUUGGUCAUGUCUCAUUUACAGUCUUUGGUGCCAGUGAGUGUUCAAGCUGUUACUAUAGGACAUCCCCCCCAUCUACAAGAGACACACACAUCUCAUUAGUGGAGCUACUCAGUGGAUGAAUGUUUUUGAGGUACUUGUAGAUCUUCGGUAGCCUGUUCUUAAAUAUGAUCUUUGUCUUCUGCUCUGAAAGCAGAACAAGUAGGAGGGGGUCAUUUGAACCAUACUGUAGAAUUACAGUGAUGUCAUUCUGUGAGUAGGAUGCUGCUUGUGUUCCAGAUGGUUCUAUUGUGUCUGCUCGCCCAGAGGAUGUCAUGUUGCCCUCUAAGGGAAGCUUAUAAAAAAAAUGGAUGUAUCACUGUGUCAGGGGUUUGAGGUAACAAACCCAUUCAACUCAUUCUAAAGUAUACACAUUAUAUAAACAUCUAUAAAGGUGGACAUUAUCAGCUCCUAUACAUAGCCUACCUUGUUUUAUUGGGUUAUUUCCAAGCACAUUACUCUCCACAUCUACCCCCCUAUUUUUUUAAAGGAAUUCGUGCUCAUUAUUUUGCCAAGCGUAUGUGUUUUUUUUAUCAGCAAAAUUUGCACUCUUACAGAAUGUUGGUGUGUACAGUGUGAGUGUUGCUAGGUGGCUAAAUAUUAUGCUUUGUCUGUGUUGUGUUUUCAAAUCGGCAUAAAGGAACUCUUUGUAGCCGUAAUCUCAUCAUAGCCCUCUUUAAGCUGAAAUAAUGGACUAAAGUCUUAUUUUAAUUUAUUUAAAAAGGCAAGUCCGUUAAGAACAAAUUCUUAUUUACAAUGGCAGCCUACCGGGGAACAGUGGGUUAACUGCCUUGUUCAGGGGCAGAGUGACAGAUUUUGACCUUGUCAGCUCGGGAAUUCGAUCCAGCAACCUUUCGGUUACUGGCCCAACGCUCUAACCACUAGGCUACCUGCCGCCCCGUUAAUAAUUUAACUGAACGUGCAUUUCAGAUUGUGAAGAUACACAAAGUUAUUUUUUGUUCUAUUUUAGCAGAGGGGCUUGUUGCAGUUCAGUGUGUGAAUCAGGAAGUUUGUACAGAAGGUGAUUGUAACUAUAUGAUUGUCAGUAGGGCGUUCUAUUGAAACACAUUGCUUACCUCAAGACUUCAGACAAAUCUUCUCUUUCUCUUCUUUGAAUGUCUGUUAAGGACAAUGGCUUUUCACUUCAUAUAAUGGCAGAUUGUAUCUUUUCUCUUUCCUUAGUUAUACACACUCCCUCAUACACAGCUUGGAUGUCAAAUGUCAUGUAUAUUCUACACCUGAAACACUAGUGAACUAACACUGAAGCUGGUAGGUCUAUGUACUUUAUUUGAAAUGACACAGGCCCACUAUAGGCCCAACCACAUGCUUAGAUCCACAUAGCUUUUUGUCAGCUUGACUGCAGAUCCACUCCAAUGGAUUUUUGAACAAUCAUUACUGAUGUUGACUAUGUUAAUGAUAAGCUAAUUUACUUGUCGCUUCGACGGUAUCCACUUUCUUGUGUGUAUUAGUGAUUGUUCCCACCUUUUGACCAUGUCAGGGGAAAAAACGAGAAAUAACAAUGAUAUUAGUUUCUGAUCGUACAUAAAAAUUGUGUUGCUUCUCCAAAUUUGAUUUGCAGUCCUAAAUCAAGGUUCUGGCUUGAAAUUUGCACCAGUUAUGUCAUAUUUUGUUUUCAACUGAUAGAUCUCAGUUCAAAACCAAGAGAAAACGGGUCUUAAGCAGGAUGCAAGGUACUCUGAAAUGAGUGGUCUGAAUCUCUGCUUUGUCGACAACAAAUUAUUUCCUGAAUCCCCUGCGCUUUAUAUGAAGAUGUUCUACUGUUGCUUUUGUCGUCUUUUUUUCCCUGAAAUCAUUUUAUGACUGUACCUUAAUUGUAGAUGCCCUAUUUUAUAAUGGGAGUUAUUUCAGAAAUAUGUGCCGUUGUACAGUAAAAUGUAUGGUAUGGAGAAACCUAAAUAAAUGCAAUUGAAAACA